Molecule: messenger RNA, 4541 nt
Organism: Thamnophis sirtalis
Lineage: Eukaryota; Metazoa; Chordata; Lepidosauria; Squamata; Natricidae
Product: glucose-6-phosphatase catalytic subunit 1
Biological process (GO): glucose 6-phosphate metabolic process; gluconeogenesis
Cellular component (GO): membrane
Molecular function (GO): glucose-6-phosphatase activity
Source: RefSeq, a predicted model, not a curated record
UCCCGCCAAAAGCAGGACGUCUGGUCACCUUAAAUUAAACACCCUCUUCCGCUGGCUAUUCUUUGCAGGUUUCAAAAGUACACAUUACCUCCAUUCAGGCCACUCAUGUCUCUUUAAACUUUGCUUAUAGAGGACUCCUCCAAAGUCAUAAUGUGGCCUGAACAUCUCCAUAGGUCCAAUAUUUUGCUGCAUAAGGAGAAAGGUUGAGACCCCCACAAUACCAAGGUGUUUCAGUUGGAACACAAGCAGUGGGACAGUGGCUCAUUGUACUUGGGCAAUAAAUAAAUUUGAACGGUGCAGAGAUCAUGUGGCAAUUUGACCUUCCAACAUUUGCUUUUGUUCCAUAUACACCAGUCUCAUCUCUGUUUUCUGAUGUUUCCACUAAACACAGGCUACCAGGACAAAUAGAUGAGGCAAUGUGUCCUUUAAUAGAUUUGUCUGCUCCUGUCUAUCUUUUUUGAUACUAUAGCUAGUGGUGAAAUUUCCAUUUACUUUUUUUGUAACUAAAAAACAAUGAGAAUAAAGCUUAGGGGAUUGAAAAUAAAUUUACGACUCCAUUUUUAAGUGACUUUUAAUGAACUUCAUCCCCUCACAUUAAUACAUUGUUUAGCCUAACAUUUUCAUACUGGCAACUCUUAAGAUGUGUGGGCUUCAUCUCCCAAAAUUCCAUAGCAAGUUGCCAAGUUUGAAAAACACUGACCUAACCUGUCCUGUCCAGUUGACCUUAGAAUUGUCAUUGAGAGGCUGGAACAAGUACUGUAAACAAGGCCAAACUGGCUGCUUACAGAGAUAUUCUUGAAACCUUUUCUUUCUUGCAAUUAAAUAAAGGUGAAAAUACAUUAGACUCUAGGAGAUUUAUGUCCUAUGAUAAAAUUGGAUUUUCUUUCAGAUCUAUUUUCCAACCAAUUCUCUCUUUGGUAUUCUCUCUAAUACCAAACAUAAACCCCACAAAAGUGGCUAGGGUGUUUUUUAAGUCCAGAAUAUCCAAAUAAUAUUUGGAAGUGUCUCAGAUACUCCAUAAUUUAUCUGAGAUUGUCCAGAUUUUAUACUCUAGUCUGAGUAUCCCUACCAUAUUAGCAUACAAAAAUAUCCAAAAAGUAAGAAAGUUUGUAUAGAUACAUGAAAUGGGAACUUCCUGCACAUACCAAAACCAGAAUAAAUUUAAAUGGCUAAAUCUGUAUAUUUAAGAGUGUUGUCAAAAUUUGAUGGCCAUUGGUAUGGAAAAUAACAUCUAUUUUCCAGUAUUUCUUCUCAAACUAUUGCAUGAGGAAGACUGAAAUAACCAUAACACUUCACUUUUUCAGCCUUACACAAAUAGACUAGAAGGCACAUGCUGUAAUUUCUGGAAAAGUCACCCACCACAGCAGAUAGUUUCUCUCCAAAGCCAAGCCUCCAACAGAUUGGAAUGAAUCUAAAGCCUGACUAAUGUAUUUUACUUCACAUUGCUCAAGGUCUUGAUUGAAAUUGGGAUCUUGGCUGAUUUCUUUUUGUAAUCCUAUUAAAUAGUUGUUAUUUGGCUAUGUAGUCCUCAAAUCCAAAAUGCUGAGUUCAUUUUGUUUGUAUAUUGUUACCUCCUACCCUUUUCUUUCCUCUGAGAGGCUGGUCUGUUUAUCUGCUUAUAAAUAAAUUGCUUUAGCAUAGGAUUUAGAAAAUAAUGUCUUAGAGUUUGUUGAUUGUGCUUCUGCAUAUAUUUCUGGUAGGUAGUUCUCUGAUUGAUUGAUUAAAUAAUUACCUGGAAAGUUUACUUAUCAACCUUCAAUUUCCCAGUUUUUAGUUUGUAUCUAAAAUGUCUGAGAUUUAGACAUUUAACUAGAACAAGUUCAAAGAACAAAGAAAAUUGGAACUGCUUAUGCUAAUUUAAUUCUUUAAAAAUACUUCUUGAAGAUUGCUGAUGCCUUAUAACAGUGUGUUAUGUACUCGUUCCAUAAUGGUUGAAUUAAGCAGAAUAUUUUUCCUCACUGUUAUAAUAGUUGCCUCAUUUACUAAUACAUUAUUACAUUUAGAUGUUCAUAACUUUUUCCAAAGGUGCCUUAGAAUUGUAGUUUGACCAAUAAGUAUGCUCUGUUAAGCAGAAUCUCCAUUCAGAAUUCAGUGGGGAAAGGCAAUGGUAUUUCAAACACUUUCAAGCAUGUAGGGCACAUAUACUCCCUGAAACAGAAGAUAUUGACUCUUGCAAACAAAUACACCUUGCUUCAUUCUGCAGCUUCUGUCAAUAUUUUUUGGACAGGAGAGGUGGUUAAAGAUCAAAGAUCAGAGGGCUUGGAUAUUAAAAAGGCCCAGCAAUUGCUGGGGAAACUAGGAAGUACCAAAGUGGCAGACGAUAAUCUCUGCUGAAGUUGCACCAUGGAUCUAUUGCACAGUGCAGGAAUCCAGGCCACCAGUUACCUCCAAGAGAAUUUUAUGGACUUUAAAGACUGGUUUCUCUUCAUCUCAACAGUAGCUGAUCUCAGAACAACUUUUUUCUUGCUCUUUCCCAUCUGGUUCCAACUGAAGGAAGCAGUAGGAAUCCGACUCAUCUGGGUAGCUGUCAUCGGCGAUUGGUUCAACCUUGUUUUCAAGUGGAUCCUCUUUGGAGAAAGGCCUUACUGGUGGGUUCAUGAGACAGAUUUUUAUGGCAAUGUAACACCCCCGGUAAUCCGCCAGUUUCCAAUUACUUGUGAAACUGGCCCAGGUAGUCCUUCUGGUCAUGCCAUGGGGUCUUCUGGGGUCUAUUAUGUCAUGGUGACAGCACUGCUAUCACUACAGCAGCCACAGAAGCGAAACACCUUGAGAGGCAGAUGGCUGCAUGGUCUUCUUUGGGCAGGAUUCUGGGCUAUACAAGUCUGUGUCUGCUUAUCCCGAGUGUUCAUUGCUGCACACUUCCCACAUCAAGUGAUUGCAGGUGUUAUUUCAGGAUUACUGGUGGCUGUGAUUUUUGAACAAGUCCAUUCCAUCUACACUGCCAGCUUCACACGAUAUGUUGGAACCAUUGGCUUCCUCUUUGGUUUUGCCCUAGGCUUGUACCUGCUGCUCAAGAUGCUGGGUGUAGAUCUCUUGUGGACACUCGAGAAGGCCCACAAGUGGUGUGAACGGCCUGAAUGGGUCCACAUUGACACAACCCCGUUUGCCAGUCUUUUACGCAAUCUGGGCAUUUUGUUUGGUCUGGGAUUUGGACUCAACUCCCCAAUGUAUGCAGAAAUGGGCAAAGGGAAGCCAAGCCAAGGGCUGAUCUUCCACUUCAGUUGCACUGUUUUUUCAUGGUUAGUCCUGCACCUGUUUGAUUCCUUUGAACUACCCACUGAUCAGGAGAUUCUUUUUUACAUCCUCUUAUUUUGUAAGUGCACUUGUGCCCAUAUCUGUGCAGUGGCCCUGAUCCCCUACAGUAUUUUCUGCAUCCUUCAGCCGACAGACAAGAAAGAUUUAUAAGGAACAAAUGUCCUGCAAUUGAGCCACUUGGAUAUGUAUCUUCAACUUUAAAUACUAAAGGUUUAUAAACUAAGAUAUGUUGUGGUCUGUUUUGUGGAAGAUUAAACAGAAUCUUAAUGCCUUCCAUACACUGAUGAAUAUAGCUGCCUUCAGACAGAAAUGAUUUGGUAUCGUGGCUGAUGGACAGGGAGGAAGCAUAGAUAUAUUUUAGCCAGAAAAGAAAGUGGAUGGGAUAUCUCUUAGAAAAGCUUCUGAGGAAUUCCAAGCAGAAGACAACUAACUUACCUGCUAGUUUGCAAACAAGCCAGAAACAGUUACAAUCACUUUUAAUAGUAACCUGGAAGAAUUAUUUGCUGCAUUUGCAUUGUCUGCUUCCCCGGCAUUCUGGUUCCUUUUCCAUAUUGAUCAGAUUCUUUUCCCUGUUUCAUGUGAAUAUUUAUGCAUUUAUCUCCAACCAAUGCCAGGCACAAUGUCUUGCUUUUCACAAUUUUCCUAUCACUUUGGACCAUAUUUAAUCCUAGACAAGAAACGAUGGAUGGAAACUAAACCUAGAACUGAGAAAUUUCCUAACAGUGAGAGCAAUAAACAACUGGGAAAGUUUUCCUCCAGAAGGUUUUUAAAGAGAGUGGACAGCCAUUUGUCUGAAAUGGUAUAGGCCAGGUAUCCUGCUUGAGCAGGGGGUUGGACUAGAAGAUCUCCAAGGUUCCUUCCAACUCUACUAUUCUAUAUUCUAAUCAAUUUACUGUCCAUUCUGAUGUUGUAAUGGAGGCUUUUUCUUCCAAUUGUAAUCAUAUUUGGUAUAGCCUAAGCAGAAUCAUAAAUCAUCAGGUUCAUUCAGGAUUAAAUUUAUAUACCAUUUUUAACACCUAAACAAUUCAGGCACUUUCUUUGACUCACAUUUCUAAGCCUGAUUUUCAGAAAGUGAUUCAGAAUCCUAUCAUGGUACUUCUUGUGCAAAGUUAUGUAGUAAACACCUUGUACAUUAGCAGAUUAACUAUAUAGUUCUAGGCUGCUAUGUAAAUAGAAAACUAUGCACCUCCCUCUCAUUAAUAUUAUGCUACCUGGUGGUGCAGUGGUUAGAAUGCAGUAUUGCAGGCUAACUCUGCUUACAGCCAGGAGUUCGAUUCCGAUGGGCU